Molecule: messenger RNA, 538 nt
Organism: Aegilops tauschii subsp. strangulata
Lineage: Eukaryota; Viridiplantae; Streptophyta; Magnoliopsida; Poales; Poaceae
Source: RefSeq, a predicted model, not a curated record
CCUCGUCCAUGGCCAAUGGAUCUCGAAAUCAAGGCUGCUAUUGAGGAAGAGAGAGCAAAGACCCAUGAGCUUCUGGCGGAGGAAAGGAGGCAGGCGGCGGAGAGGGAGAGGGAGACUGAGGAGAGGACGGCUAGGCUUUUGGACGAGGAGAGGAACCGGAACGACUUGACUAACCGGGCCAUAUACGAGCUCUUCGCGUCCAUGUGCGAGAAGAACGGUCAGACCCCUCCGCCGAUGCCAGUCAUUGCUCCGGCGGACACGCAUAACUCCCGACAAGCAUCGACGUCUGCCAUUGGCGCGAGCAAGAACCCCGAUCCUCCUCCGUCUGCCACUACCGCGAGCAAGAACCCCGAUCCUUCACCUACGGGUUGACGAUUUGCUUCAGAUCAAGGAAGCUUGGGUUGAUGGAGUGCUUGUCUUUAGUUUUUGUUUUGACUUUGUGAAACUUGCUACCUAUGACGAAACUGUGUAAUAUUGAUGAAACUAUGUAUAUGUAUGGAUGAAACUUGCUACUAUUGGUAACAUGUGUUGGAUAUAU